GACAGUAACAGUAAUCAAUAAAGCGAUAUCGUAAUCGCAAAAAUAUGGAUAACAAGCCGAGCUUGAGCCAAUAUUUUGGCAGUAACGAAGUACCACCAGCGUCUCAAUUCUUCGACGAAAUAGGAACAUCGCCUACAGAUAUGAUACAAAGUGUUUAUUUGGGAGAUCCUGACACACGGCCGCAAACUACUUCUAAAGGAAUUAUGCCACAAAAUAUGACUACGUCGUUCAUACAUGAUAAAAUGCCUCAAGAGAUGACGUUUACGAACGUCGUGCCCACUGUGAGCGGUUCCACGGCCAUUCCAGCUACAAGUCUACCUGAUCCAUCAACAUUCUUCGAUACAAUAGGUCCAGAGCCACAAAUCGGUGCUAUCAAAAGUAAUGUUAAUGCAUCUUCCGUACUAUCUGAUGCCAUGGAUGGAUUGAGUAUCAAGAACCAACCAAUAGACAAGGAUGCAGAUAGAAGAAGAGAUGCAUGGAUUCCGAAUGAAGAUGCCAAAAAAACAUUACUAAAGGCUCAAUCUUCACCGAAGGGUUCGUUCUUCCCUGAAAGAGAAGUGCUUACAAUGCCGGGAUUAGUUCUAGAGGAAGAAUUGGCAGAUGCUCUUCAAGAAGUAGCGGUCAAAUACCUCGGAGUAAGUUCAGCUGGGAUACACGGCGUGGUCCGCGCGGAUCACGUGAGCAGGGACGAAGCUGGCCUCAGGGAGUUACUACGUACCGGCUAUUUACGAUCUGCAAUCAAUCUUACGGCUACGCUGAUCAGUGCAGCUGGACAGGGUGCAGGUCGUAUGCACAGACCUACUAAGCACACACCAAGGUCACUACAGCUCUGGUUAACAAGAUUCGCUGUAAUGUGCAGGAUAAAGCUAUAUGAGCCAUUGAUGAAGGAAGCCGAGCCGUUUGGAGAUUUAUCGAAGCCGGAUAUGUUUUAUCAGUUCUAUCCGGACUCGUACGAGAAUCGAACCGGUUCUCUGGUGCCGUUCUCCUUACGUCUGUUGAUCGCUGAACUACCGAUGCACGUGAACAAGCCGGACGAGGCAAUGGAUAGACUGUACGCGAUGCUCGACGUCAUAGAACAGAUGGUAGCUAACCUGAACGAGUGUAAGACUGAAGAUGGUAGUGGCACCAUCUCAAUAGAGGACCAGAACGAAUCUUUACGGCUGUGGACAGCUAGGCAGACAAGAGUUUUACAUUCGAUUGUAAAUUGUGCGAUUGCAUUGAAGGACUUCCGGCUCGCCAGCAGCACGCUGUCGUCGCUGAGCGCGGGGCGGCCCGUGGCGCAGCGCCGUGCGAUUGCCAGCGCGCUGUGCCGCGUGGCGCUGCUGGCGGGACACGUGCGCGCCGCCGCGCGACACUGCGACGCCGCGCGGGACCUGCGCCACGCCCUAUGCCCAACCCCAGAUGUACGAGAGUACGUCGACCUCGGCCUCAUAGAUAUAGCGCACGGUAAAUACCAAGACGCUUACAAUAAUUUCGCGAAGGCGGCCGACCAGGAACCGACGAAUAUCAUGGUCGCAAACAAUUUAUCAGUGUGCCUCCUCUACAUGGGGCGUCUCAAGGAGGCUAUUGCUGUACUCCAAAAAGCAAUACACUCGGAUCCGGAACGCGGUUUAAAUGAAAGUCUACUCGUAAAUCUUUGCACGUUAUAUGAAUUAGAAUCAUCUAAAACAAACGAAAAGAAACUCAAUUUAUUAAGAAUGCUGUGCAAACACAAGAGUGAUACUAUACCUAACGUUCUGGAAUGUCUGAAAUUAACUUAAUUAUGUAUAAUUGGGGUUGCUAUACGUAAUGAUAAAAUUCUUGAUGUAUGGCAAACCUAAAUCUCUAAUUCAGUUUAUAGACAUUUAUUCCUAAAAAGAGACAAUACAGUCACUUACAUGAGAAAUGUUACAAUUAAGAAAAUAUUAUGUAGGUAGUUCGUCGUUCUUGUGAUAUCAAUAAUUUUGUGAGUAAUACAAUAUUAUCUGUGUUAUAUAAUAUUAAUCAAAAUAUAAAAGAAAAAAAAAAGUAGUAUCGUUACGAGUAUAAACAAAAGAAAAUAGUAAUUAAAGUGGUAAACAAUACGUUGGUAGUAGGUGUGUACACAAUUAAAAAUAGGUCUUUAUAACAUGUCGUGCUAAUUUAGAUUUCAACGUUUGCAUUGACUUACAAUUUUUAAUUAUUGGGGGUAAUUUGUUAUAAAUCUGCGCACCUACGAAGGUAAUCAUUUUUUUUUACCGUAGUUUGUUCGAGUCUUCGGGAGUACCAACCAACUAGCUCGGCGACAACUUCGCUUUGUUACUUCGUGUUUAAAUGUUAAUGAUAAGUCAAUAUGGAGAGAAUUUUUUAGUAGUUUGUGAAUUAAUAUGCAAAUAUUGUAAAUAUAUAAUUGUCUAAUAUUCAUAAUUUUAGUGUCUGUAUAAAUUUUUGUAGUAAGUGUUAAAUAUGGGUAUCGAAAAAUAAGUUUAAUAAUUUUGUUUUGAAUAAUUUGAAGCUCUGCUAAAUGAGUUUUAGCGCCAGUACCCCACUCCUCAAUCAUGUAUAAAAGAUGUGGUUUAACUAGGGAGUUAUAGAGGUUAUUGCGCAGUGGUCGUGGAAUACAACGAACAACAUUACGAAUAGGACCAAUGCAUGAAGAAAGUUUUGCUUUGAUUUCUUCUAUGCGAGUUUUCCACGAGAAAUUGCUAUCCAGUCUCAAUCCCAGAUUUUUUUUUUUUUUUUAUAGAAUAGGAAGGCGGACGAGCAUAUGGGCCACCUGAUGGUAAGUGAUCACCAAACGCCCUUAGACAUUGGCAUUGUAAGAAAUGUCAACCAUCGCUUACAUAUCCAAUGCGCCACCAACCUUGGGAACUAAGACUUUAUGUCCCUUGUGCCUGUGAUUACACUGGCUCACUCACCCUUCAAACCGGAACACAACAAUAUCAAGUAUUGCUGUUUUGCGGUAGAAUAUCUGAUGAGUGGGUGGUACCUACCCAGACGAGCUUGCACAAAGCCCUACCACCAGUAUUUUGUAUCUUUCAUUAGCUUUUUCUUGUAGUGUAAAGCCAUUAAUUGUUAAUGGCAUGUGUGGUUUUAUUGAUUUGUUUUUAGCCUUAAAAAUUACUUACCAAUUUUUGAGAUGUUAACUGUCAAAAGAUCAAUUUAAUUAAACUGUCAAAAGACUAAUUAUUUGUA
Molecule: messenger RNA, 3153 nt
Organism: Nymphalis io (European peacock)
Lineage: Eukaryota; Metazoa; Arthropoda; Insecta; Lepidoptera; Nymphalidae
Product: trafficking protein particle complex subunit 12
Exons: 11
Coding region: 45-1760 (571 amino acids)
Cellular component (GO): Golgi apparatus; TRAPP complex
Molecular function (GO): protein binding
Source: RefSeq, a predicted model, not a curated record